Molecule: messenger RNA, 863 nt
Organism: Laetiporus sulphureus 93-53
Lineage: Eukaryota; Fungi; Basidiomycota; Agaricomycetes; Polyporales; Laetiporaceae
Product: FUN34 transmembrane protein
Exons: 5
Coding region: 42-755 (237 amino acids)
Cellular component (GO): plasma membrane
Molecular function (GO): acetate transmembrane transporter activity
Source: RefSeq, a predicted model, not a curated record
CUCCACACCACUGUUCUCUGCCAGCGUCGCUCCAUUGCACAAUGUCCUCGCACUCCCACUCCCAGUUCGAGAAGGCAGAGAAGGUAGAGAGCGGUGAGAUCGCCGAGGUCAACGCUCUCCCCACGCGCACAGCGUUGGGCCCGUCCACGCCUCAGUUCAGGAAGCUUGGAAACCCAGGGCCUCUCGGGUUGUUUGCCUUCGCCGGCACCACGCUCAUGCUGUCGCUGUUCAACGCGUCUGUGCGGGACAUCCACACGACGAACGCGAUCAUGGCCAUGGCUCUGUUCGUUGGCGGCCUCGCGCAGUUCGCCGCGGGCAUGUGGGAGUUCGCGUGUGCAAACACCUUCGGCGCGACUGCCUUCACGAUGUACGGUGCAUUCUGGAUGUCGUACGCGACGAUCUUCAUCCCCGGCUCUGGCAUUAGCGCCGCUUACGCGGAUGCCGCGGAGGACUACGCGACGGCCCUCGGUAUGUACCUGAUGAUGUGGUUCAUCAUUACGUUCCUUCUUUUUGUUGCUUCAACGCGCCGGAACAUCGGCAUGUGCGCCCUGUUCUUCUUCCUGACGAUCACGUUCCUCCUCCUCGGCAUCGCCGAGCUUGUGAAGUCAACGUCUGCGGCAUGCGCGAAGGCGGGCGGCUGGACGGGUAUCAUCACGGCGUUCAUCGCGUUCUACGUGGGCCAGGCACAGCUGAUGAUCCGCGAGGAGAGCUGGUUCACAAUGCCUAUCGGUGUUAUCCCUCAAAGGCUCAAUUGAUUUCGUUGCCGCGUGGGCCCGAAAAGCCCUGCUCUGCCUUGAAGCUUGCAUCGCUUCGUGUAUUACUAGUAUAUUAUAGGUGCUACUUAUACCGUAUCAUUAUGGGGA